This is a messenger RNA of Planococcus citri (citrus mealybug), 654 nucleotides long. RefSeq names its product homeobox protein 2-like. The transcript has a single exon. The coding region runs from base 1 to 654 and encodes 217 amino acids. The record is from RefSeq and is a predicted model, not a curated record. Lineage: Eukaryota; Metazoa; Arthropoda; Insecta; Hemiptera; Pseudococcidae.
AUGGGUAACAACCAAAACUUCCAGAAUACCAACCCUAACGGGGGUUGGAAUUCUCAGAAGAAUGCGAAGAAUUCUAAUUCUGACAGGAAUAGGAAUUCAACGCAAGGUCCUACUCCAACAGGGAACUGGACGAACCAACCCAUGAUCACCAACUCACCACAUAAUGCGCCGGAACAUCCGAAGAAAUCGUAUCCAGCUGUUACGAACAAAAAUGUAAACGAAGGACAACUACAAAUGGCAUACCAAAAGCUACAAAAGGCUUUAGGUAACAAUUUCAAAGGGAAUCAGAAAAUUAAUUUCUAUCCCAACUCGAACAAAACUAGUAAUAGUAAUGGCGUUAAACAGAACACUCAUACUAAUACUAAUUCGAACAAUUCUGGUGGUAAUAACAACAGUAAUGAUAAUGCUAAACCCCAGAACAGCGACAAUCGUGGUGAAAAACCGCAUGAAGCCAGAAAACCCUCGACUUUCCAACCGAAAGUGUCUAGUCAGAUACCUUUACCAGUACAUUUCUUCGUAAUAAACGAGGAUGGUACGGUAGGAGAAGGUACUCCGGACAAUGCCGAUUUCUGUGCAGAAAUCGAAGAAAUCGACCUGAGUCAAGAUUCCAACGAGAGUCAAGACCAAGGAAACGAUGACAAUUCGGAAAACUAA